Molecule: messenger RNA, 2861 nt
Organism: Notolabrus celidotus (New Zealand spotty)
Lineage: Eukaryota; Metazoa; Chordata; Actinopteri; Labriformes; Labridae
Gene: oprd1a
Product: opioid receptor, delta 1a
Exons: 3
Coding region: 186-1319 (377 amino acids)
Biological process (GO): neuropeptide signaling pathway; G protein-coupled opioid receptor signaling pathway
Cellular component (GO): membrane; neuron projection
Molecular function (GO): neuropeptide binding; G protein-coupled enkephalin receptor activity
Source: RefSeq, a predicted model, not a curated record
CUGGAGAGACACUGCGUCCGGAUACACAGCCUCAGCUCCUUUACGCACAGGCUCUCUGCCUCCAGCGUUCAUUUUUGGGAAACUCUUUCACUCAUUUUCAACUUUUAGUCAGACUCGCUGCCUUUCCUUCCUCUCAGACAGUUAGUUUCUUUAUAUAUUGUGGACAGAGUGGGCAGCGCCGCAGCAUGGAGCCGUACACGGUCCCGGGAGCCCAGCUCUCCCUGUCAGACCUCUACUCCGUCAUCCCCUACAAUGUCACCUUCCCUGACGAGGAGAGCGGCUUGAUGGGAAGGCUGCAGAACUACACGGACAAGCGGGGUCCAGUGAGGAGCACCGGAGGGAUCAUCAUCGCCAUAUCCAUCACGGCUCUCUACUCCGUUAUCUGCGUGGUGGGGCUCCUGGGCAACGUCCUCGUCAUGUACGGGGUGGUCAGAUACACCAAGAUGAAGACCGCCACAAACAUCUACAUCUUCAACCUGGCUCUCGCGGAUGCCUUGGCAACCAGCACGCUGCCGUUUCAGAGUGCCAAAUACCUCAUGAACACCUGGCCGUUUGGGGAGGUCCUGUGCAAGCUCAUUAUCGCCAUCGACUACUACAACAUGUUCACAAGCAUCUUCACCCUCACCAUGAUGAGCGUGGACCGCUACAUCGCCGUGUGCCACCCAGUCAGGGCACUGGAGUUUCGAACACCGGUCAAGGCUAAGAUGAUCAACGUACUCAUCUGGGUCCUGUCCUCUGCCAUCGGGGUGCCCAUCAUGUUCAUGGCUGUGACCAAAGUGACAGACAGUGGUAAAACCAUGUGCAUGCUGAAAUUCCCUGACCCGGACUGGUACUGGGACACAGUGACAAAGAUCUGCGUCUUCAUCUUCGCCUUCGUGGUUCCUGUGCUGGUCAUCACCAUAUGCUACGGCCUGAUGAUCCUGCGCCUGAGGAGUGUCCGCCUGCUCUCAGGCUCCAAGGAGAAAGACCGCAACAUGCGUCGCAUCACUCGCAUGGUCCUGGUGGUGGUGGCAGCCUUCAUCAUCUGCUGGACCCCCAUCCACAUCUUCAUCAUUGUGAAGACUAUGGUGGAGAUUGACAGCAGGAACCCCUUUGUGAUAGCGAGCUGGCACCUGUGCAUUGCCUUGGGCUACACCAACAGCAGCCUGAACCCCGUCCUCUACGCCUUUUUAGAUGAGAACUUCAAGAGGUGCUUCAGGGAUUUCUGCCUUCCCUGUAGGACCCGCGUGGAGCAGCACAGUCUGACCAGAGGCCGCAACACCACCAGGGAACCAGUGUCCGUCUGCGCUCCAUCAGAAGCAGGGAAGAAGCCGGCAUGACUAGGCAUGGACCGGGUCCCCCACAGCUCUCGCUCAAGGAGGAUCCAGCAAGAUCUGCAAUCAGAGGUCACCCAGAUCUCCACGACAGAGUUUUGAAAGAUCUCAAUGAGAAAAGAAAGUUUCAGUAAUGUGAGUGUUGAGUCAGAGAGAUAGACGGGACAUUCAGAGGAAAGGUUUCUCUCUUCUUUUCUAUUAAAGUUCUGAUUACGAAGAGGAAUCAUUUCUCUCACAGGAGAUGUGAGGCUUCUAAAGGCGGUGACAGGAGAUGAAGAACAUUUUACAGGAAGAGUUUAAAGAAAAGUAUCGGGUGUAUUUUAGUCUAGGAGAAAGUAGAGUGCUGGAUUUUAUGAUGAUGCAAAAGGACAAAGAAACACCUGCAGGCUUCUCUCAUGCCAAAAGAAGAAUGCAUCUUUCAGACACUUUCCUUCAGAUCACAUCGAAAAAAACAAGAAGAGAAGAAGACGAAGAGACUGAAGAGUGAAACGAACAGGCUUUCAAAACUUCUUCAAAGGGAACUUGCCGCUACGUUCAGAGCAACACAUGAGAGCUUGAUAUUUUGAAGUGCCAAGGGAGAAAUAAAAUCAUCAUCAGAGGCGUGUUGUACCCUCCAUAUCGACGAAAAACAAAUGAGCUUUGUAGAGCAGAGCCACGCAACAACUUAUACCCACUGACAGCUGGAUGAUGAAAUGUGGCAUAGCUUUUUCAAAACCACUCAGCACAUGUAGGAUAAUGAAUAUCUUGAUGUUCCAGCUUCUGUUGUCAGCCUAAAUGAAUUCCUCUUAGUAUUUGCGUCAGACAGCUGUAGUGGAAGAAAAGAAAUGAGGCUGUGUCACAAAUCAGAUGAAAUCUCAAUCAAACCUGGUACAAGGGUUUUUGGACCAGAUGGAAAAAUCUGGAAUGCAUUUACACCACUGAAGCUUUUUCUAGUAUGGACGUCUUUCUGCUCACCUGCUUGACUUUCAUGGGUUGUGUGAAGCCUGCAGAGAGACUCUGAGCAGAAUCACAAAGAGAUAAACCUGCCACAACACUCGCCUUAUCGGCCCACCGUUCAAAACACACACACGGUCAAAGAACACUUUGGAAAUGGGGCUUAGAGCAGCUUCAUUGUUGUGCACCUGAAGACGUCAGUCCUGAUGUCAACAAACUGCUUCAGGGAGAUUAUUGAUCUGCAUGUUGAAUGAGCGGAAAACCUGCCAUCUGCUUCUCUCAAAUCAGUAGCACAUUUAAGACACGCCGAACGGCAUUUAUUCACUCUGAUAGAUUAUGAAACCAAUCAAAUUGGGGACAUCAAUCAAUGGCUUCUGGGACGUUAAUGAACAUUUGUACUCUGCAUACCAGAUGAGGUGUGUCACAGGUAAUGAUGGAGAGAGAAUCAGGACUCGUUUUCCUGUGGAAACACUGAAGAACGUGGAUUUGCAAAACUGUCAAGUUAGAACAUAGUUUUGACUUAUGCUGAAUAAAGAGGCAGGUUUUUGAUGAACUCAAUGAAUGAGUUAGUGCUGGGCGAUAUUGAAAAUGAUGUUAUCACAAUAGAAUAUUUCA